AUGAAAUUGCUGGCAGCCGUUCGCAUCGUCCUGGGAUUGGAGAUCCUCGCCCUGGCACUUUCCACGCAUGCCCAUGCCGAACUGCUGGCGGACGGUACGGCGCAGGAUCAGACCGUCCCGCUCGCCGCCCUGCCGACCGCGUCCGGUGUCACGAAAUUCAAGGAUAAAUCCCAGAAGCUGCCUCCGCCGGAGGAUGCUAAAACGGACGACAACGCCGGAAAAAGCGUAGUUGUGAACUGGAAGCUGGCCUGCGAACAGCUCUGCAGUGCAGGGCUUGGCGGGCCCAGCUGCGGGGCAUCCUGGCUACGGUCCACAACUACCGAAAGUAGCACACUUGUGGUGGACAAUGCAACACUAGAGGGAGUGUGUCCUUCAUUGUGCGCCAAUGGUUUGGGUGUAUCGAAGUGCAGCUGCAAAAGCUUCAAACCGAAGGUCCAGUUCAAUCAGAAUCUCGUCUGCCAGGCGUUCUGCAGCGCGAUGAAGAUCCAGCUGAACGGAUGCAGUCGUUGCGACGGAACGAAGGGUGACGAAAGUUUCAUGCAGGCGGUGGAGACCACCACGCCCAACUGGGACGAGCUGUGUUCGGUGUUCUGCAAGAUGGGAGACGGUGGAACACUGUGCAACUGCGACUUGCCACCGUUCUUCUAAACCGAACGCCAUCCACGGCGCAAACCGCACAUCCACAAUAUAGAAACGCAACAGAUCUGAGAGCAAAGCAUUUGUUUCGUUUAUGAUUUGGACCAGGUUGUCUGGUGGACAUACAACCUUCCAGUGGAGCGUGCAAUAGAAAUUCACACCAACAAUAUCCUUUGCAGUACAAAUCGAAGUCCUUACCGCAUGGUCAAGGACAUGGCGAGAGGGAGGGAGAGAAAAGUAGUAAACUAGAAAGAAACAAUGGGAAAAAAGAUGAUGAACGGAAUGAGAGAAAAUUUUAUCGUAACAUAUCGCAGGUUCUGUGAGGCAGAGUGAACCACUCGCCACACGAUCCUUCUUUUUCGCUCUAAGUUCCUUUGUCAGCUCAACUGCUAGACGAGACGUUUGAAAGGGGAAUAGACCACUUCCAAAUGUGAUCGACACACCCACACGCAAUGACAAAGAUCACUCAAAGGGCUUCCAAACGAGAGUAACAACCAACAAUCCGAAUGAUGUAAAGUUAGCGAAGGUUGAGCAACAUAAAAGUUAUCUAGUGCAAUCCGUUUCUAGUACAUCUUAGUCUAGUUAGAGGCUUUCAAUUAGCAGUUUUACUUCUGUUUUUUUUUUUACAUAAAAUCUGCAAGAUGCGACCCUAACUUCGAGCGAAUCCAUCGAUAAACUCACACGAUAUAGUAGGAGUUCGAUGUUUUUUCACGCUCGUCGUUAGUUGGUGUUUUCAUUUAUAUUUCCUUAAAAAUUACAUACAAACGCCCUCGGUUGAGCACCGAAGCUCGGAGCGACCUGGCGUUGACUACCCUUCCAACGUGUCAAUUUGUUUAGGAUUAAUUCCCCUGUUACGAACCCUGUUUUCUGCGAGCGGCGAUUUUACGCGACGUAACAGCGGUGCGCUAGGUUUUACUUGCCAUUAAGAGGAAAACGAUCAAAAUUAGUUAGUUGAGAACUGGGUUUUCCUCAAAAUGUCCUAUAUCCAGCACCCGUUCCCGCUUCCCGAAUCCUUCCACUCCAACCGCUUCCAAAGACUUAUUCGUAAAAGAAAACACUCACACAUUUGGCAUCAUACAGGAGGAGAUCAGUCAUCAUUCAUCCAAUCAUUGGCGAAAUGGGGUAGGAGUAGAAGAAAUUUUCGAUUUCGUUCGAAAUUCGAAGCAAGCAAAUGCAGAUUUGCUCAUUGCUGUGAAAGACAAUAAACAACCAAAUAAAACUAUUUGGAAUGAAAGAGAAACGGAGGGAGAUAAAAAAUAAAUUAACAAACGUAACCUAACCAGUAUAACUAAAUUGAAUCGGAAAACAAAUCCUUCGCUUUCACCCACAUAAUACAAAUAUGCGUGUAUUCCAAUUUCCCUGCUGCGUGUACACAACGUGUAUUUAUGAAUGUUAUCAAAUAUUGUACGACGUUUUGCGAUGUAGUCCAUGCUGAAUGAGGCAAGGGUGGAACGUUUCAUUUAAACACCGACACGAAGAUCCGAGCGUUGCUCUCGGUCGUUCUCAUCAGACAGUUUUAAAUUUUAUGCCGGGUGCCGAUGUCGCUCAACUGAACUGCGACGACGACGCAGAUAUUAAUGUUUGGAUAAUCGAUGUGUUUUAAGCGUGCGUUGCUUUCGGCCGUCUUAGCGGCCACGAGUUAAACGGUAUGGGUUUUGUGUUGCUUUAGGAUCGGCGAGCGGGCUGGAGGAGAGCGCAGUGGCUAUUACUGUACGCAAAUCUGUAGCAAGGAGUGACACGUUACAGCACUGAUUGUAGUGUAGACGGUGUUUCAAUAAAUGUGUAU
Messenger RNA from Anopheles coustani, 2422 nucleotides. RefSeq lists its product as uncharacterized. NCBI's taxonomy places the organism in Eukaryota, Metazoa, Arthropoda, Insecta, Diptera, Culicidae. The transcript has 4 exons. The coding region runs from base 1 to 648 and encodes 215 amino acids. The record is from RefSeq and is a predicted model, not a curated record.